GAAGGCGUCCGAGUUGAACCGAGCGGCGCCUGGCGGUGGCGGGAAGAGGCGCCGAGCUUGAUAUAGCCGGCGAGGCGGCGGAUGCUGUCAGACCGCCUGGCGGCUGGACGCUUGGCUACAGCUGGCGCGGACCGAGUGGCUGCUGGAGCUGGCAGUGUGUGCUGCACGUCAUGGAAGUCUUACCGUGUCCCGUUUACGUGGAUUUCUCCAGUCUUGGAGGUUGUGGGCAGGCGGUGGGGCCUGAUGGGGCGGAGAGCGCGGCGGCGAGGGACGCGUUGUCGCGGCGCCUGGAGGCGGAGCUGCGGGCGGCGCGCGGGGGCGGCGCUGCGGGCGGCAUCGCGCUGCCCCCGGCGCUGCUGCUCACCGCCGCCGAACACGUCCUGCAGAUGGCCACCACAGAGCCCUACGGUCUUAGGGGCUGCACGCUGUACGUGGACCUGGAGACGGGUAAGCAGCCGGCAGAGAGGAUACGACUCGCGACCGUGAAAUGCGCGCCGGACACGCUCACCACCUUCGAACUCUUCCUUACUCUGCGCCAGGAAACCUCCUGGAAGGCUGCCUUACCGCAGUUCCUCAAGAACCUGACGAGCAGCGGCGCCCUCCUGCUGAGCAACGACUUCACGCUGAAGAAGAAGCGCCUCUUCCGGACGUACGCCGAGUGAGUCACCGUGCCCUACCAGGACCUCCUCAGGGGGCAGCGGCCGGCAAGAACCGUGUCGGGGACGCGGCCAUCGCAAGUUCCUUGGCUGGGUGCGCAGCCUCUCAAGCCCGCAGAGAUUUUCAUUCGUACCUGAUACACUGCAUCGGCGCACCUUUUCGAUAUGUGUAUUUUCCUGUGACAGUAUAGGUUGCUGUCUUUGUUGUCGCAAAGUGUAAAUGAGAAUACCGUGAAGGUAACAUUACUACCUUCGCGGUAUAAUAAAUCUGAAAAUUUCUUUCGAUAAACUUAUUAACAUAAGAAUAUAUUUAUGAAAUAAAUUGUAUCCUAAGGGCCAAAAGUCACGGAUAUGAUGUCAGUCGUCGAUUGCUGCAGCUCAUCCUCUGCACCAGUCUCUCCGUACAGUCCUGGUAAGAAUGGGUUGCUGACUCCCCACAUUCAAAUAGGCGACCAUGUGACGCACAGUAGAUCGACAAUGGAGUCUGUUCGUCAAACGCUUGCUGUCGCCCGGUGCAGAAUUUUACGCUUGUAGGAACAUUUUCUCUUCCAUGUUGAAGUUCUAUCCUAGACAUUGUAAGCCUCGGAAAGCCGAACUCUUGAUUACUAUCAGACAUAGUAUGAAGCAUGCGUCUUGCACCGAGUGUCGUACCACGUUCGAAGUCGGUAAACUCGCGACGUGCUGUCAUAUUCACCACUAACCUGCGUGUAACAGACUUCUUAGUUAUCGUGUCUACACUCAGGUCAUAAGCUGCAUCUAGCUGCUGCAUUUGGACGUGACUUUUGGCCACUCAGUUUAGUGCGUAACUAGCUUAUACUCAGUUAAACCAAAAUUUUAAAUAUUGUAAUCUCCCCUCUGUUGAAGCAUUAUUAUUUACUCGUAUUUUGCUUUUGUUCUCAUGUCAUAAUGUGUGAGACGUAUCAAGAGAAGCAUCCAUGUUUUGAAAGAGAGUGUGUGUAUGGAGUCUGAGUACCGGUAUGUGUUUGUACGUUUCAUGUGUUGUAAGGAUAAAGACUGAUGUAAUACGAAAUAUUUAUAUUCAUUUUCCACUGUACGGUCGAUUUUAAGGACAGUUCACCUUUUAUUUUGUUUUACGUACUGUAGAUGAAGAUUUGCUUACUAAUUGUUUGAUGUUAUUUAGUGCCAAAGAGUAAUGCAAU
Schistocerca serialis cubense is the source of this 1816-nucleotide messenger RNA. RefSeq names its product protein charybde-like. NCBI's taxonomy places the organism in Eukaryota, Metazoa, Arthropoda, Insecta, Orthoptera, Acrididae. Bases 171 to 662 code for a protein of 163 amino acids. Gene Ontology annotation, cellular component: cytoplasm. The transcript is spliced from 4 exons. The record is from RefSeq and is a predicted model, not a curated record. Gene Ontology annotation, biological process: regulation of TOR signaling; apoptotic process; negative regulation of signal transduction.